AGGAAAUUUAUUACUUUUCAAUGUUUGGUUCAUUAAAAACAAUUAAGUGGAAGGAAAUGGGAGGAAUUGGAAGGAAAGACUCUUUAAUAAAAUUUCACUUUCCUUUCCUCCCAAAAGCGGGGGAAUUCGGAAGGAAAGAGAAAAUUUAUACCAAACAUGGGAAAUUAAAGUUUUUUUUUCUUUCACUUCCAUUCUUUUCUUUUCUCUUCCCGUCCUUUCUCUUCCCUUUCUUUCCUUUACUAAAAAUGAACCAAACACACUGUAAAAGUAUGUUUUACAGAAUUAUUAAUUUCUACCCUUAUCUUUUUUUUAUUUGUAAAUCAUUUACUUACUUUGUAUCUAAUCUUUUGGGGUGAAAUUAUCCUUGUUAAAGCUUAGAUAUUAUUUCUUGCUUCACUUUGUGAAACCGAAUUGUAAUCUUUUGAUAUUUUUUAGGUUGUCUAAGAAGCCUGUUCUGACUUUUUUUUGUUUUUUUUCCCAAAGAAGGAUUCCAGGCAUAUGAUGCUAAUAUUAGAAUUGCGAGCAUAUAUAUAUAUAUGCAAUUGCAAAUACAUGAAGCAGAUGAAUGAACAUAGGUCUCUCGUCAUAAGUGUAUCUGUCAAAAGAUUGGCUAACCACUAGUAACUAAUACCAAGUUACCAAGAGUUCUUUUGAGUGUCACAAUCAACAGUACAAAAUCCCUGAGUUUGGCUAAUGUAAAAAUGGAGAGACCAUUACGUAGACAGGUUCGUUUGAGAAUAUUCGAAAAGGGAGGAACUCUCAAGCAAUAAUGGACCCAAACAAUCUUCGCAAGCAAAUGACUGGAGUCUCAGCUCAUCAUCCUUCCCCUCCUCUGGUAGAAACAUUAGAGUUGCAAUGGCAGCAACAUGACAUUCCGGAUAGCCAAAACAAUGUGGGGUAUGCAGUACAUCUUGACAAGGCUCAGAAGGAAAAGAAUAGCACACACUCAGUUACUGCUUCUUGAUCGAACUGUGAAUUUUUCAUAUAUGUUUGAAACAUUUGUCAUUGUGACAGUUUAAAUUUAACUGAUGGUUGUACAUUGAUUUGCUGCAAACAACCGUACGAAGUCCCAGAAUAUCGCAAAUGGGAGGAUGAAGAAAAUGUUAAUAACAUGACUUCCUUUGAGAAUGCAGAAUUCUUGGGCAAUGAAAAGUCCAAGCAAUGUUUAUAAGUUAACAGAUAAAUCUCCUGACGUAGCCUCGGCUAAGUCUUCUUUUCUUCCUUCUUCUGUAGGAAGAUCAGAGCCACAUGGACAAGUCCUCCCUAUUUCCUUGAAAUAUACUCCUGGUAAUUCGUAUGUUUACUGUAUUCAGUAGAUUUUGGUUUGCUUCUGAAGUGUGUUACUGUUCCACAUUGUGAAUGAGUUUUCGCUUGAUCACAAGUCUCUUCAUUAACUGUUAGAAAAUUUAUUAACUAUCGCUCUUCAUGAUAUAAGUGGAUUUAGUUCUGUUACUAUGGCUCUAGCUGAUAUAAGUGGAUUCAAAUUUUUUUAAGCUUCCAUGAAGUGCAUCUUAUUAUGUUGCUAACCUCUUCAUAAUGUAUUUUAUUUUAACUAGGCACCCUUUUUGUUUUCUUGAUGAGGAUGUUCUUGAAAUGCAGAAAGUUGCUCCAGAGUAUCACUAUGAAAUGGCUGGGAUUGCUUUGAAAUAUCACAAGGAGACUCAGGUUUACCUUAUAUAUAGUAAACACUCACCGAAGGGGAAACAAUGAGAAGUUGCAUUUAUAUCAAACUAUCUAUAUUAUUUGAAAGGGUGUGACCUUCAACAUUAUUCUGCUUACAUUAAGAUUAGACCAUUGAAUCUCGAUAUUCUUUGACGACACACUAGCUUUUUACCACUGGGCUGAAAAACAUUCUUGCUUAGUUGCUUUACCUUGUGAAAACUGGUUUAAAAGAUUUUCUGGACGCCAUAAUUACGGUCGCCUUAUUGCACAUUUGCACGUACUCAUAACCGCCCUUGUUUCAUUCAUCAUCCUAGUCAAACUCCAACUCAUUCAUAUUUUGGGUGUUUAGCUCUAUAAUCAGUUCGAAAAUCAAACAGAAUAUUCAUCAAUUUGGGUCAUUUCUAUUCAGAAUUUAAUUGAGUAUCUUUAAUCUCAGGCCAUAGCCACAAUGUCUAUAGUAAUGGAAUUUUCAGCUCAUCUAGCUCAGAACUAUUCUUUUAUGUAAGAUGUUUGAUGCUUACUAUGCAGCUUGAGUGAAACCUUGAUGGAAAUUUUCAACUUCAUAUUUGAAUAUUCCUGCCUGAUAGUUGAUGUUCUUUCUACAUUUUAUAAUUCUCUCAAUCGUUAUCAUUACAAAACUCAAACUUUGCUCUAAUACCAAAUCAUGCCAAUGUCAUUUUGUCUAGUGUCUAGUGUCUAUUUACUAAUUCAUUAGAAAAUGAGUUGUCGUUGAUUUAGCAUGUCCACUAAGGCUUUUAAGCUAUGAAUCUUUCAACACAAAAUAUGAUCAAAAUAUAAUGAGCAAUCACGGUCAUUUUUCCAUAUUGAUAUCUAUCUUUCAUAUAGACACCGCAAAAUGCCAAUGUCUUUGACUCCUAAUUUAAUCAUAUGAAGCAAGUAGAUAAUUCAAUCACCUGACAGUACCAGCAUAUUUCCAUUUCAAAGAGGUCAAAUCUCUUGGAUAUAAAGAUACAGGAGUAGUUUUUUUGUCUGUGUUUAUCUCAGAGCUCGGUAUUCAUGGCUGUAAGUAUCUAGUCAUUUCUUCUUUAUAUAUAAAAAUCUUCUGCUUGCGUUUACAUUUGAGCUUCUGGCGUGAAAUUAUCCAUGUUGAAGCUUGGAUAUAUAUUCUUGCUUUUUUUUCCCUUAAUGAUACUCUAUAUAAAGGUUUCCUAAGUGGCUUGUUUUUAUUCUUUUGUUCUUGUCUGCCAAGAUGUAUUAGUUUUGAUAGUCUUUUUUAUUUGUUGUAUAGGUCUUUUUUAGUUCUUAUUAUACAUUAAUCUGUCAAAAAUUGACCGCCUGUAGUAACUAAUACUAAGAAGUGAGAACUAUUAUAAUUGUGAUAACCAACAGUACAAAGUCCCGGAGUUUGGAAAAUGGAAGCAUGAUAUUACAUAUACAAGCUCCUUUGAGAAUGCUCGAAAAGUGAGGAAUUCUCGAACAAUGAUGGACCCGAACAAUCUUCAUAAGCAAACAGAUUGCUUUCUGGAAAAUGAAGCCUCAGCUCAGUGUCCUAGUCCUCCACAGGUAGAAACAUUAGAGUUGCAAGGGCAACAAAAUGGGGUUUCGGAGAGCCAAAUUAACAGGGGGUAUGCAGUAUGUCUUGACAAGAAUCAGAAGAAAAAGAAGAGCGCACAUUCAGUUACAGCACUUCUUGAUCGAAAUUACAAAGUCCCAGAAUUUGGCAAAUGGCAGAAUGGAGAGAACGUUACAUAUACAACUUCCUUUGAGAAUGCCCGAAGAGUGAGGAAAACGAUGGAUCCAAGCAAUAAUGUUAAUGAGUUCACAGAUACAUUUCCUGAUGGUGAAGCCUCCGCUCAGUCUCUUCUUCAUCAACCUGCUGUCGGAAGAUCAGAGCCACAAGGACAGCAAUUCGAAAUUAGAGAAUACGGGGUUCAGGAGGCUGGAAACAUGGGUUAUUCAGAAGAUCUUGACAAGGCUCAGAAUAAUAAAACCAGUACAUAUUUAGCCGAGAAACUUCUUGAUCAAAAUCUCAAAGUAUCAAAAUUUAGUGCAUCCGAUGGUGCAGAAAAAUCCCCAUGUGUUUUCUUUCAAAGUGCUGGAAAGACCAAGAAGAGGUCAAUGUUAAAAUUAAAUGAUUAUCCACAAAACUCUGGUAAAUAUUCACAAUCUGGAGGCCAUCUAACUGAGGAUCCUCCCACACAAAACCGAGUUGAUUCACGAAGACACAUGUCAAAAGUCCCUCAAUUUGGUGCCUGGGAAAAGGGAGACAAUGUCGGCUACACUAUUCGCUUCGAAAAUGCUCGGACUAUCAGACUAUCAGGAAGCUCAAAUGAUCCGAAGCUCAACCAAGACAUGCACCCUCCAACUCAGGCUCAUCCGACCAUAGCCAAACCCAAGCCACAAGCAGCAGGACAGCAUAUGAAAGAGAUAAAAUUUGGGGCUUGGCAGGGUGGAGGUGAAGUUUCUUACACUUCUUACUUUAACAAUGUCAGGAAGAAUAAUAUAAAAAAUGCGAGCAAAGCUAGACUAGAGCGUUCUGAUGCACCUAAAGAGGCUUGUUCCAAGGUGCCUCAGUUUGGUGCUUGGGAGGGGGGAGAAAGUGUUGAAUAUACAGUAUAUUUUGAUAAUGCUCGGAAAAAUAAGAUUGUGGGGUCCAGACCAUAUACCUUUGAGCCUCAGCUGAAUGACAAGACCAACAGAGCUCAGCCUCCUAAUGGUGUAACAAAGGCUCGAGUCGAGGGAACAGGAAAUCAAACUUUUGGGAGCCAAUUAUCUCUUUAUCCAAGAGAAGAAAAGCUUCAGAAUAGAACUGCUGCUUGUCGAGGAUAUCCGAUUUCUAAAGUAACAAAGUCUGGUGCCUGGGAAGACGGAACAAAUUUCAGAGCCUACUGCAAUGUCAUUGAAAGAGAUUCACCUGUUGCUGAACAGUUGUCUCUGGGAAGAGGAAACAGAAAGUUGUUUGACUCACGAGUGAAUAAAGAUUGAAGGAAAGAAGAGAUAUGUUCCUUGACUGUGAUGACCGUUUGUCUUCUACAAAAUUGAAGCUUAAGUUGGUUUGAAAUUUUAGUAAUAUUAUAACUAGGAAAAACUUGUGUAUGAUGAAUCAUUAAUAAGAGUUUUUUCUGUAAUACCUAUGAAUAAGCCUUGGAUAAUUAAGUUCAACAGUUAAAUUAUUCAAUUUUAAGUGAGUAAAACUGAAACUCUGAGUUUA
Molecule: messenger RNA, 4834 nt
Organism: Beta vulgaris subsp. vulgaris (sugar beet)
Lineage: Eukaryota; Viridiplantae; Streptophyta; Magnoliopsida; Caryophyllales; Amaranthaceae
Exons: 4
Coding region: 3103-4608 (501 amino acids)
Source: RefSeq, a predicted model, not a curated record